This is a messenger RNA of Hibiscus syriacus, 1222 nucleotides long. RefSeq lists its product as uncharacterized. The transcript is spliced from 2 exons. Lineage: Eukaryota; Viridiplantae; Streptophyta; Magnoliopsida; Malvales; Malvaceae. The record is from RefSeq and is a predicted model, not a curated record. Bases 1 to 1071 code for a protein of 356 amino acids.
AUGAAGACACAUACUAUAUUGUCGGUUUUCAUCUUAUUGCUAUGCACUGAAGCCGCCAUUGUGCACGGUGCUGAUAAGGGGAACGGCAACAGCGACGUUGAGUCUGGUAAUUCUAAGGGGAAGCGCAACGGAAAUGACAAUGGCAAUGGCAAAAAGAAGAAGAAAGGCGAUGAUGAAAAUUAUGACAACUUGUCACCGUCGAAGUAUGGGCAAGAACGAGCCUACUGCAAAGGGAAAAGUGCUUGUUACAAGAAGACACUUGUUUGCCCAUCUGAAUGCCCUCAAAGGAAACCUAAGAAUAACAAGAAGCAAAAGGCUUGUCAUAUUAACUGUGGCAGCAAAUGUGAAGCCACUUGCAAGUGGAGGAAACCAAAAUGUGAUGGCUACGGUUCUCUUUGCUACGACCCUCGUUUCGUUGGUGGUGAUGGAGUUAUGUUCUACUUCCAUGGAGCAAAAGAUGGGAACUUCGCCAUUGUCUCAGACGAUAAGCUUCAAAUCAAUGCUCAUUUCAUCGGCACCCGACCACUAGGAAGGACUCGUGAUUUCACAUGGGUGCAAGCCUUGGCCGUCAUGUUCGACACCCACACUCUCGUCAUUUCAGCAAAUAGAGUCUCGCACUGGGACGACGACGUCGACGCUAUCACCGUCCAGUUCGACGGCGAGACCGUCAAUGUCCCGUAUGACGGAGAAGCAGAAUGGAACAACGGCGACGCAUUGGUCGAAAGAACCGACGACAAAAACAGCAUCCAAGUCAAGAUAUCCGGAUUGGUGGAGAUGCACAUAAGGGUGAGACCAAUCGGGAAAGAAGAAAACAGGGUUCACAAGUAUAAAAUACCAGAAGACGAUGCGUUUGCUCACUUGGAAACGCAGUUCAAAUUCGAAAACUUGAGCGACGAAGUUGAAGGAGUGUUGGGAAAAACGUACCGCCCAGGGUACGUUAGCCCGGUGAAGAGAGGAGUGCCGAUGCCGAUGAUGGGCGGGGAAGAUAAGUACCAAACCCCAUAUCUGUUCUCGACUUUCUGCAAUGCUUGCACGUUCAAGAGGCCAUCUGGAUCACUUGCCACUAUCUGAUUUGGGCUUCAUUUUCUUCAUCUUCAUGCUGCUAAUGAUCAACACGAAGACUAAACUUGUUGUCUGCGGUGAACCAAUUUGUUUCAAUUAUCAUGUUUUGCAUGUUUUUACAUUUUAUACUUCUGAUAUUGUAAAAGAAUAAGGGCCAUAU